GUAGAAUUACAAGUUUGCGUUUUCAACAGCCUCCAGCUCCUGAUGAAAGUCGCGUGAAUGCACAUGAAACAACGUAUAGUACAUCGAGAACGACCCGUCCAUCGGCCACAGCUUCUUCUGGGCGUUCUAUUCAGGCUUCAGAAAAUCCAUGUCAGACAGCGUCCUCUUGGGUCCGUGUCCUAAGGGAAAACGGGCACCAAGAGGCUAGCCAAGACGGAUUUCCUCGUCUAGCUCUAAUUCUACUUUCACCUCACGUGCUGCCGCAUCC
Molecule: messenger RNA, 268 nt
Organism: Amoebophrya sp. A25
Lineage: Eukaryota; Dinophyceae; Syndiniales; Amoebophryaceae
Source: the annotation of a GenBank genome assembly